This is a messenger RNA of Colletotrichum acutatum, 6999 nucleotides long. RefSeq lists its product as uncharacterized. The transcript has 2 exons. Gene Ontology annotation, molecular function: phosphopantetheine binding; hydrolase activity; 3-oxoacyl-[acyl-carrier-protein] synthase activity. Gene Ontology annotation, biological process: fatty acid biosynthetic process; secondary metabolite biosynthetic process. NCBI's taxonomy places the organism in Eukaryota, Fungi, Ascomycota, Sordariomycetes, Glomerellales, Glomerellaceae. The coding region runs from base 1 to 6999 and encodes 2332 amino acids. The record is from RefSeq and is a predicted model, not a curated record.
AUGUCCACCAUUAGCACAGACGGCCUCCUCACGGAGGACAUGCCGCUGAACGCCAUUGCUGUCGUCGGCGUGGGCUGCAAAUUUCCCGGCGCCGACUCAGUCGAGGAUUUCUGGCGCAUGCUAGACGCGGGAGAGUCGAAGCUAAGCGAACCACCCAGCGGACGCUUCCCUGCCCACGAACACCAACGUGACACGGACAAGACGGUAUUCUUCGGGAACUACCUCGACGACAUUGCCAGCUUUGAUCACCGUUUCUUCAGGAAGUCAGGCCGCGAAGCAGCGUCCUUAGACCCUCAACAACGACUCUUGCUAGAAGUCUCCUACCAAGCCCUUGAGUCGGCUGGCUUCUUCGGCCCCCGCAAGCCCGACUUGGACGUCGGCUGCUUCAUCGGGGUAUGCGCGUCAGACUACAAUGACAACGUAGCCAGCCAUCCGGCCAAUGCCUUCUCUGCUCUUGGGACCCUGAGAGCUUUCGUCCCCGGCAGGAUCAGCCACUUCUUCGGGUUGUCUGGGCCUUCAAUUGCCCUGGACACGGCCUGCUCAUCAUCAGCAGUAGCCAUCGACGCCGCCUGCAAAGCAAUCCUGCACGGCGACUGCAAGAGCGCCAUCGCCGGCGGCGUCUCCAUUUUCACAAGCCCGUUCUUCUACCAGAACCUGGCUGCCGCCUCAUUUCUGAGCCCCACUGGCGCGAGCAAGUCCUUUGACGCCAAUGCUGACGGCUACUGCCGUGGCGAGGGAGUCGGCCUUGUCGUUUUGAAGCGACUUUCUGAUGCGAUUGCCGACGGCGAUAAUGUAUUGGGCACGAUACUUGCUACCGCUGUUAGGCAGAGCAGCAGCAAAGUGCCCAUCACCGUUCCGUAUAGCCCGUCACAGACGGAACUCUACCGCAAGCUUCUGAUUACGGCUGGUAUCACGGCUGAAGACGUUACCUACGUUGAAGCUCACGGUACGGGGACGCCCGUUGGCGACCCGCUCGAGUUCGGCGCCAUCAAGGAGGUCUUUGCCAGCGGGGAGAGAGAUGUCCCUCUUCAUUUUGCGUCUGUAAAAGGAAACAUAGGCCAUACUGAAGGGGCUUCUGGAGUUGCUGGUCUCAUCAAGACUCUUUUGAUGAUGCAGUAUCGUGCCAUUCCCAGACAGGCUCAUUUUCAAUCUCCCCAUCCUAAGAUUAGCUUGGUUCCCGGGCGAAUGUCGAUCCCGACAGCAACCAUCCCUUGGACUGCCGACACACUCAUCGCUUGCGUGAACAAUUACGGGGCAGCUGGUAGUAUCGCCGCCAUGCUUGUCAGGGAACCGCCUUCGAAGACGACGCUGGCACGAAGUUACCAAGCCACCGCAUCAAGUAAUCUCGAUAAACUUCCCGUAAUCAUUACUGCCAACAGCGUCAAGAGCCUUGGCGAGAACGCCGCAAAGCUGUUAGACUACAUCUCCUCUCUUCGCAGGGGCUCGGCUUCAGAGGUCGAAUCAUUAGCUGAUCUCGCGUUCAAUUUGAGCGAGAGGCAGAAUCGGACUCUCCCAAACAUGCUUGCGACGACAGUUUCCAGCCUUUCAGAAUUGAAAAAUCAGCUUCAGAUUGUGGCUUCCAAUCCCGAGUCACCUCUCUGUCGGAUCAACCCCAAGCCCAAUCCAGUUGUCAUCAUCUUCGGCGGUCAGACCUCCCGCUCUGUGGGCCUCAGCAAGCACGUCUAUGACAGUUCGGUACUCCUUCGCAAGUAUCUUGACGAGUGCAACGAUAUCAUCCAAGGCUUCGCACACCCAGGGAUCUACCCGGGCAUUUUUGCGACCCAGCCAGUUGAUGACGUGGUUUCGCUGCAGACGAUGCAGUUUGCCCUUCACUAUGCCUGCGCUCAGUCUUGGAUCGCUUGCGGUCUGCAGGUCGACUGCGUUCUAGGUCAUUCAUUCGGUCAGCUCGUCGCUAUGGUUGUUUCGGGCGUUCUGUCUCUUGUAGACGGCCUGAAGUUGGUAUACGGGCGGGCCGUUUUGAUGCGCCAGAAAUGGGGCUCGGAAAGGGGCUCCAUGAUUGCUCUUGAAGCCGACUACGCUACCACAAAGGACCUCAUCUCAACAGUGCAGAGACUGGACGUCUCUUCUAACUACCGUCUCGAAAUAGCUUGCUUCAACGGGCCUUCAAGUCAUGUCCUCGUAGGGUCUUCUGCUGCAGUCGAUGCUGCACACGUUCAAUUCAUGAGCAGAAGUCCUAAGGGCAGGGCCAAGGUCUUAAAUGUGACGCACGGCUUCCACUCGAGGUUCAGCGACCCGAUUCUUGCCGACUUGGAGAAGCUCGUUGAGGGCUUGUCUUUCAACAAGCCCAAGAUUCACUUCGAAACCUGCUCGAUGGGAGAGGCGUGGUUCGACAUCACGGCCAAGCAAGUCGUCGAUCACACUCGCUCGCCCGUCUACUUCGAAGAUGCCGUAAAACGUAUUGAGGCACGCCUCGGCGCAUGCACUUGGCUGGAAGCUGGGUCUAAUUCAGCGGUCACUAGCAUCACUAAACGCGCUCUUUCUAGCAGCAACACCGAUAAUCACUUGUUCUGUCCUGUCAACUUGACUCGGGAUGACGCGUUGAGUUCAGUAGCAGACACGACCGUCAACCUCUGGACACACGGCCACCACGUUCAAUUCUGGCAUUUCCACCAUCUUCAGAAGCAAAGCUAUUCAGCCCUGAAUCUUCCUCCUUACCAAUUUGAGAAGACUCGACAUUGGCUGGACUUCGACCUUCAGGCAGGGGUCUCAUCUGAGCUGUCCCAAGUGCCGGCGAAAGCGUCCGAGUCUCUUGUCGCUGAGCCAGAGCCUGGGCCAGUGCUCAUUACGCUAUCUGGUUUCCAUGAUGGGACAUUCCGUGGCACCAGAAAGGCGACUUUCACUAUCAAUCCUCGUUCCGAAUGUUGGAAGGUGCUCGUCAGUGGCCAUGCUGUGCUGAAUGAGCCACUUUGUCCAGCGACUAUGUACAUCGAGCUGGUCAUGCAGGCCACCAAGCAGCUCGCGGCCGUUGAGAACAUCGCUUGCGCGCCUUUUGCACGCGUGGAUGAUCUGGAGAUCCCUUCGCCCCUCGGGAUGGGGCAGGAUAGGGUCGUUCAGCUUAUUUUGAGCCCGUCGGAUCAGAUAGGUUACAAGUUCGACUUCGCCUUCGUCUCUCAAGAGCGUUCAGGUAGACAAUCGCCAGUCUCGACCACGCAUGCUACCGGAAAGUGCGAGAUAGUGCCAUCAAGCGAUAAGAGCAUCAUGACUGAGCUAGAACGAACCAACAAGCUCCUUCGUCGAAUGCAAAAGAACCAAGACAAGGGUCAGAUGUUUACCGAGAUGGCUACGCAGCCUGGCGGCGAAGCUGUCCAAGGUAAACUGGUGUACAAGAUCUUUUCCCGAGUCGUUCAAUACGGCGACAUUUACCAAGGCGUUCGCAGAGUCGCAGGCAACAGCGACGGUGCCGUCGUUGCCGAUGUCGUCUUGCCCAAGCCACAGCCGGCCUGCAUACAGGAUCUCGUCUCUACACCCGUGGCUAUCGACAACUUUUUCCAGGUCCCCGGCUUAUACGCCAACUGCCUUGCUCCUUGUCCACCAGAUGAUGUUCUGGUCUCUACACACGUCGACCGAGUUCAGUUGUCGCCUGAUUUUGGUGAGGCACAGGCCGUAGGGAACAGCCCUGGCUGGGAUGUUUUUGCGAUAUCCACGGCUACGAGCGACAGGGAAAGCAGCAACGACAUCUUUGUCACAGACAAGAUCACCGGAAAGCUCGUUUUCGUUGCUUUUGGAGCCAAGUUUAGCAGGGUGAGGAUGGCAUCUCUUGCCAAGAUUCUGUCUCGUGCGAACCCUUCCGAUAAAUCUGAAGCUGUGUCAACCAAACCAUCCCAACGGAGUUCGGCUACAGUUGUCAAGCCCGCCACAAUUGAGGCAGCGCCUUUGAAGGCUCCGUCGCCAGCUUCCAAUUCUCUCCCAAGUAUCGCGGCUGCCGUCAAUAGCAUAUUGCUAUCUUCACCGCCGGUCCGCCUUGCCAUUGCUAGGAGUGUGGCAGAUGAGCUGCGUGAUUUGCUGAGCAAGAUGACAGAUGUCCCGGCAGAUCAAUUCCAUGAUGACACCACGCUUGAGGAGCUGGGAAUUGAUUCUCUCAUGGCUACGGAGAUUGUGUCUGAGGUCAACGAGGUUUUCAAGAUCUUGAUCCCGCAGGACCAACUUCAGGACAUGCAGACCUUCUCAGCUCUUUGCGCAUAUCUCGAUGGCUAUGGAGCUAAACAAGCAUCUCAGAGGUUACAGGGUACCUCUCAGCUUUCGAAGUAUCCCGUUGUAGCUGUUCCUUCUGCCCAAUCCACGAAUCCAGCGAAUCGAAACAUCAUUUUCGACUCUGAAUUUCCACCUACCACAUCAGUGGUAGAGCCAAGCGGCUUACAAGAGCAAAACCAGCGCGUCGAUUUGAUACCGCGACUGGCAGAACUGCUAGGAAACCAUCUCGAGUGCCCGGCCACUGACUUUGAUCGCUUGACGAAUCUUAUCGAUCGUGGCUUGGAUUCUCUUCUCUGCAUGGAACUUAUGAGCGACAUGGAGGAGAUGUUCGGAGUUUCUAUCGACGCAUCCUCUUUCACAGACACCUGCACCUUCGGGGAUCUCACGGACAUUCUCGUCGGCGCCGCUGCACCCAUUGAAAAUGCGGCAACGACAGAACCCAGUACGGCUGACUCUUCCCCAACGCCGUCUUCUGGCUGCUCGACAGACGGCACCGACUCUAGCGUCAUCAUCGACAAUAUUCCUAUCCCGCUCAAGACAGAGCAGCUGCUCUCAUCUCCAGCCAGCCCGGUCCUGGCCGGUGCAGCUCAGGAGUUUGAGGGCAUCAAAGGUGAUUUUGACAAGUUCGCCGCCAUGUACGGCUUCAGUGACUUCUACACCAAGGUAGCCGACAAGCAAGCAAACUUGGUUCUCGCCUACGUCGUAGAGGCCUUCUCGAACCUUGGCGUUGACCUCAGUGCACUGAGGCCCGGCGACAAAAUUCCCAAGAUCCCAGUGAUAUCAAGACAUGAACGUAUGCUGGGCGUUUUUCAUAAAAUCCUCCAACGCGGCAAGCUGGCCGACUACGAUGGCAGGCAGUACGUCCGCUCGGAGACGAUCGUCGACGCCACGCCCUCUAGCAGCCGUUUCAAGGACAUCCUUUCGGAGUUCCCCCAGCAUGCUAAGGAGCAUACCCUCCUGAAUAUCUGUGGUUCAAAGAUGGCUGCGAUUCUGAGUGGCAAGAUGGAUCCGCUAUCGAUUCUGUUCGGCACUAAGGCGAACCGCAGCGUGCUUGACGACGUGUACGCGACGGCCCCCAUGUUCAUCAUCAAUUCCCAGCUUCUCACAUCCUUCCUCGAGAGGGCGUUGUCCAAUUCCACCCCUGGACCUGACGGGAAGUAUCGCAUUGUUGAAUUGGGAGCGGGCACAGGCGCAACAACGCGAUGGGUAGUGGACAGACUUGUGCAGAAGGGAGUACCUAUCGAGUACACCUUCACCGACAUCUCUUCCGCAUUAGUGUCUGGGGCCAAGCGCAAGUUUGCCGGGCUCGAUUGUAUGAAGUAUGGCACUAUCGACAUCGAGAAGCCGCCCGCGACACAGCAUCUUGGGCAGUACGACAUCGUCCUAGCCACGAACUGCAUCCACGCCACUACCAACCUACACAACUCUCUGACCAACAUCAACAAGCUCCUACGGCCUCAUGGCUUCGUGUCACUCGUUGAACUCACGACGCGAAACUACUGGCUGGACAUGGUGUUCGGUCUCCUGGAUGGUUGGUGGCUGUACGACGACGGCCGCCCCUACGUACUCGCGACCCCAGAAUUCUGGGACGACACAAUGAGGCAGGUCGGAUUCCAACACGUCUCGUGGACGGGCAGCCACAAAAGCGAGUCUGAGGUCUGCAGGGUCAUCACCGGUUUCAAGCAGCCUGUCCAAGAUGCAUCUCAACACCGCAGCAUACCUCAGGAGAAGGCUGGCGGCAUUGAAACAGUCGUCUUCACGCACACAGACAAGCAACUUCCGCUCCGAGCAGACAUUCACUACCCUUCAUCAUCUCAGGCGUCAGCGCAUAUGCAUUGGGUUACCGGUCUGAUAGUUCACGGAGGAGGGCAUGUGAUGCUGUCACGUCAGGACGUCCGGCUGCGUCAAAUCCAACUUCUUUUAGACAACGGUGUCUUGCCCGUGAGCGUGGAUUACAGGCUUUGCCCGGAGACGACCAUUCUCAAUGGGCCGCUUGUUGAUGUUGCCACAGCAUAUGCUUGGGCAAGAAACACCCUGCCAGACCUGAAGCUAACUCAAACGAAAACUAACAACCUUCUCGAUCGCAACCGAGCUGUGGUUAUCGGCUGGUCGACCGGGGGCACCUUGGCCAUGUCCUUGGCCUGGACCUCCGUACCGCGUGGCAUCCCAGCUCCUGACGCGAUCCUUGCCUUCUAUUGCCCGACUGAUUAUGAGGACGAAUUCUGGCGGAAGCCAAAUGUCCCAGACCACUCGAGUGGGUUCUCAAACGAGACCUACAAUGUCAUUGACGGGGUCUCUCCUGCCCCCAUCACCGGAUACAACGUGCCUCCAAAGAUGAUGGCAGCAGCGGGCUGGAUAGCACCAAAAGACCCCCGCAGCCGUGUCGUGCUGCACAUGAACUGGCACGGACAAACACUACCCGUCCUCUUCCGUGGCUUGCCUUCGGUCUCGGACGUGCCAUCACACACGGCGACCGCAUAUAACAAGCUGGAGCAACCCGCAUUGGAUGAGGUAGUGCGGGCAAGCCCUUAUGCCCAGAUUGUCAAGGGCAACUACAAGUCACCGACGCACAUUGUUUUCGGCACUGGAGAUGAUCUGAUUCCAUGGGAGCAGGCCCAGCGUACAGUUGAUGCGAUGAGAGAUGCGGGCAUUCAGUCGGGGCUUACUCUUGCCCCUGGUCAACCUCAUCUCUUUGAUCUCUUUCGGGACCCCGAUGGGAGUCGGUGGGGUUAUGUGAUGGAGGGCUACAAGUUUUUGCUUGGGAGAAUUGGGAGAGAUACUAAGUGA